CCGAUGCUAAAUGAAGUUUUACACGAUUGCUUCAGGAUGCCAUCAUCAGAGUGUUCCGGUUGCGAGAAGUGUUUGGUUGAUAAUUGUGAAUUAAAAUGGCCCAAACGGAUGAUACUCGGCGUAAUUGGCUCCAGAAGUUAAAAUCCUACGUUACCGUAGAACCGGUAGUUAUAUUCUUCAUCUUUGGCGUGGUUUCUUCGACGGGAGUGAAGAUUUUCGAGUACGAAAAAGCAUGUGCCAGCAAGCUGGGCGUGGAUCUGCGAGUUUGCGAAUUCUUCCCCCAGCUGGAGGAUAAUAAUAUUUGUGAAGGUGUGGAAACUUUGAAUAUCACUUCCGGCGUGGAGCCUGGUGGAAAUGAUUCGCUUGGUGGAAGUUAUCUGGUCGACGAUGAAGUUCAACGGUUGGAGUUCAGACAAGCUGUUUGCUCGGCCAAAGAAAAUUCAGUGAAUGAGGUGGCUUCUUUGAAUUCCUACAGGAGCAUUAUAACUGGCAUAGUUCAGGCCUUGGUGCUUCUUUUCGUUGGAAGUUGGAGUGAUCGCGUUGGAUUGAGGAAACCGUGCAUCUUGAUUCCUAUUGCAGCAGACAUCCUCAACUACUGUGCACUGAUCGCAUCGGCUGUCUUCAUGCGAGGGAUCUCCCUUGAGUUCGCCGGAAUCAUUCCGAAUCUGAUUGUGUCCUUCAGCGGAGGACUCCCAUUGGUACUCACGGGUGUCUACAGCUACCUGACGGUGUGCACAGCGGAAGCAGAUCGAACAUUUCGAUUCGCUUGCACUGCUGUGGCCAUUGCGAUUAUUCCAAUCCUGGCUAAUUUUUUCAGUGGAUUCCUGUUCAAAGCACUCGGAUUUGUUAAACUUUGCAUUUUGUGUAUUAUAACGGAUUCGAUAGGAUUGCUCUACGGACUGUUUGUUUUGAAAGAGCCCACCGAGCGGGAACCGGUCACAGCAGAAGAAAACUCUAAAGAAGAACCUGGAGGACCUGGGACCAGCUAUUCCGAAUCGAUGCGAAAACUGUUUGAUGUCUCAUUGGUAGUGGACUGUGUACGGGUGCUGGCCAGAAAACGGGUCUUCAAUCUGCGAGCUAUAUUGAUUUUGACCGUGGUCAUCUAUUUUAUCAAUUACGGUGCGCUAGGUGAUGUGGAAUCCGCUGCUAUUCUGGCGUAUCUCAAAUUCAACUGGAUAACCAGCUUGGGAACAUGGAUUUCGUAUGACUUGCUCACCACCCUGCUGGGAACUCUAUUGGCGAUGGGGGUGCUGAGCAAGCGAUUUGGUGUUUCUGAUUUUCUCAUCUGUAUAUUCUCGGUUUGCUUCACUCUGAUCGGAAAGCCAAUUAUGGCAUAUGCUGUGAGCGCCGUGAAACCUUACCUGUAUUACGUGGCAACCUCAAUCGAUGUGUUUGAGGGAAGCAAAAUGGUCGCCAUCCGGAGCAUCAUCUCAAAACUGGUGGAACCGGAUGAAAUUGGAAAAAUGCUUGCCAUCAUGGGAAUUGUCGAUUCCGUACAGGUGGUGAUAUAUCCAACGCUCUACAGUGUGGUGUAUCUGAAGAGUCAGGAAUUUUUCAUCGGCACCGUGUUCCUGUUGAGCGAAGCGUUUCUGUUGCUCUCGUUGGUGAUCUAUCUGUUGCUUCAUUUCAUGUACACUGAUUUCGAAAAGAUGAAAGCGAGCCAGAGGAAGGUAGGAGUGGAUAACCCUGGAAUGGAAAUUACUGCCCUCUAAAAGUAAUUUUUAUUCAUUAACAAAAUAAGUGUACAUAAGUAUAUUGUAAGGUAAUAUUUAA
Messenger RNA from Toxorhynchites rutilus septentrionalis, 1773 nucleotides. Its product is annotated as proton-coupled folate transporter-like. Gene Ontology annotation, molecular function: transmembrane transporter activity. The record is from RefSeq and is a predicted model, not a curated record. The transcript is spliced from 8 exons. NCBI's taxonomy places the organism in Eukaryota, Metazoa, Arthropoda, Insecta, Diptera, Culicidae. The coding region runs from base 96 to 1712 and encodes 538 amino acids. Gene Ontology annotation, cellular component: membrane. Gene Ontology annotation, biological process: transmembrane transport.